Messenger RNA from Otolemur garnettii (small-eared galago), 3503 nucleotides. RefSeq names its product coiled-coil and C2 domain containing 1B (gene CC2D1B). Gene Ontology annotation, molecular function: DNA-binding transcription repressor activity, RNA polymerase II-specific; RNA polymerase II cis-regulatory region sequence-specific DNA binding. The record is from RefSeq and is a predicted model, not a curated record. The transcript has 25 exons. The coding region runs from base 267 to 2831 and encodes 854 amino acids. NCBI's taxonomy places the organism in Eukaryota, Metazoa, Chordata, Mammalia, Primates, Galagidae. Gene Ontology annotation, cellular component: nucleus. Gene Ontology annotation, biological process: regulation of transcription by RNA polymerase II.
UCCCACCCUGGGAGUCACCUGUCCGGGCUUCCAGCCCGCUCAGCCCCGCACUUGCGCACUGCGAGCCGCCCAGCAAUAGAGUCACGUGUUGGGAGAGCGCCGUGCCCCUCGCGGGCGCUUCCUGUCGCCACAGCCGCCACUGUCGCCCGGUGCUGGGAGGGAGCAGGCCGAGAUUUGGUUCGGAUCCGCCGCUAGGUGGCACUGUUGAGGACAGGGCUUAUAGGAUCCUCCAUUCUCUUCGGCCCUCCACCAGGUAGGCUGUGAAGAUGCCAGGGCCAAGACCUCGGAAGGGCCCUCAAGCAAGUGGCCAGGGUGUGGCAGCUGCCAAGCAGCUGGGGCUCUUUGUGGAGUUCAGCCCUGAAGACAUGCUGCUGGGGGUGGACGAGACUGAAAGUGAUGAGGAUCUGGAGGCUGAGCUGCUGGCCCUCACCGGGGAAGCAGGAACCGCAGGCGGGAAACCGGCACCCAAGGGGCAGGCCCCCCUGCCCAUGGCCCACAUUGAGAAGUUGGCGGCGGACUGUAUGCAGGACGUGGAGGAGGAGGAGGAAGAGGAGGAGGAAGGGCUGGAGGAAGAUGCAGACCUGCUGACUGAGCUGCAGGAGGUCCUGGGUGUGGAUGAGGAGGCUGGGCCCCUGGACGGCGAGGAGGCACCUGGCCCUGGCGUCUCUGAGGAAGAGCAGGGACAGGAAAACAUUGAACCUCCAGCACAGGCAGCCGCCCUAACAGCUUCAGCCUCAGUGGUGCAGGCUGGAGAGCCCCGGCUGCAGGUUUUGCUGGAGGAGCGGAUUCGCAACUACCGGGAGGCUGCAGCCAGUGCCAAGGAGGCAAGUGAAGCUGCCAAAGCCAGGCGCUGUGAGCGUGGCCUGAAGACUCUGGAGUCCCAGCUAGCGGCUGUGAGGAAAGGCAGGAACAUCAAUGAGGAUGAGAUCCCACCACCAGUGGCCUUAGGCAAGAGGCCCCUGGGUCCCCAGGAAGUAGCCAACAGGAGCCCUACAGCAGAGACCCCAGCACCUCCUGCCAUGGAGCCAGACAACCUCUCCCAACCUGAGACAAGCCUCCCAGGCAGCCCGGGCAUUUCUGCCCCGUCUGAUUCAGACCCAGACCCGCGAGCCCUGUUGUCAUCCCGACAGAGAGAGUACAAAGUGGCUGCCCUCAGGGCCAAGCAGGCUGGAGAUCUGGACCGUGCUCGAGAGCUCAUGAGGAUUGGGAAGAGAUGUGGUGCUGUCCUAGAGGCCCUGGAGAAGGGACAGCCUGUGGACCUGAGUGCCAUGCCCCCAGCACCUGAGGGUCUGAAGCCCCCCCAACACACAUCUCAGGCCCCCACAGCACCAUCACUCAUUCCACCAGCUGUGGAGCAGGUGCAGCCAGUGAUGGCCUGUGACGUCCCAGCAACCCCAGUGGCUCCUGCUGAGCCGCAGACUGUGCUGGACGCCCUUCAGCAGAGGCUCAGCAAGUACCGUGAGGCAGGGCUGCAGGCCCGGGGCAGCGGGGACGAGCGCAAGGCCCGGAUGCACGAGCGCAUCGCCAAGCAAUACCAGGACGCUAUUCGAGCGCACCGAGCAGGUCGGAAAGUUGACUUUGCUGAGUUGCCUGUUCCUCCAGGAUUUCCCCCCAUCCCUGGCCUGGAGCCCGCAGUAGGCACUGAGGAGGAUGCGGUGGCGGCAACUCUGGCCGCUGCCCAGAAACUGGCUGCCUCAGAGGAUACAGGCCCAGCAGAUGAGGACGAGGACAAGGCUGAGCCGCCAGCACAGGCCCCAGCGGCCAAGAAGCCAGCACGGCCUCUGGUCCCUUCAAGCCAGCCUCUGUCUGAGCCCAAGGCCUCAAGUUCUAAAGAGUCACUAAGUCCAUCUGUACGGGAACAGCUGGCACUGCUAGAAGCACGGAAGCUGCAGUACCAGCGGGCAGCCCUGAAGGCCAAGCGGAGCCAGGACCUGGAGCAGGCCAAAGCCCACCUUCGGGUGGCCAAGUGUCUUGAGGCUCAGAUCAUCCAGGCUCGAGCCGGCCGCCCUGUUGAUCUCUCCAAGGUGCCUUCACCCUUGACGGAUGAGGAGGGUGACUUCAUCCUCAUCCACCACGAGGACCUGCGACUCUCCCAGAAGGCUGAAGAGGUGUAUGCCCAGCUGCAGAAAAUGCUUCUGGAGCAACAAGAGAAAUGCCUGCUGUUCUCCAAGCAGUUCAUGCACCAGGGCAAUGUGGCUGAAACUACCCGGUUUGAGAAGCUCGCUCAGGAACGGAAGAAACAGCUCGAGAUACUGCGGCUGGCCCAGGCCCAGGGCCUCGACCCUCCCAGCCACCACUUUGAGCUGAAGACAUUCCAGACUGUGAGGAUCUUCUCUGAACUCAACAGCACAGAAAUGCAUCUGAUUAUUGUCCGGGGAAUGAACCUCCCAGCCCCUCCAGGGGUGACCCCUGAUGACUUGGAUGCUUUUGUUCGUUUUGAGUUUCACUACCCUAACUCGGACCAAGCUCAAAAAAGCAAAACAGCUGUGGUAAAGAACACAAACUCUCCAGAAUUUGAUCAGCUCUUCAAACUGAACAUCAACCGAAACCACCGGGGCUUCAGGAGGGUGAUCCAAAGCAAAGGAAUCAAGUUUGAAAUCUUCCACAAAGGAUCCUUCUUCAGAAGUGACAAGCUGGUUGGCACAGCACACCUGAAACUGGAGCGGCUGGAGAAUGAAUGUGAAAUCAGAGAGAUCGUGGAGGUCCUGGAUGGAAGGAAGCCCACCGGAGGGAAGCUGGAGGUGAAGGUGAGGUUACGGGAGCCUCUGAGUGGCCAGGACGUGCAGGUGGUCACUGAGAACUGGCUGGUGCUGGAGCCCAGGGGCAUGUGAGACUGACUGCCUGUGCUUUGCACCGCUGAGCAGCAGAUGGUCAGCACUGGGAGAAGCAGCCAGCAACUGUGUGCAGGAGCUUGCUUGUCCCACUUUGCUGCCUUCGAAAGCCUUCGUACAUAAGAGACACUGCUACAUGAGCACCAAAGACCUGUUGAGCACGUGCACUAAUGACCUCGACCCUGGUCUUUCCUGUUACACAGAAACAGGCUGGCCUCUAGGAGCCCCUUUCCCCCUGAUCCCCCUAAUCUGGAUGAAGGCAAGGAUACCCUCCUUGCUCCAUGCCAUGGAGUCCUGCAGCCCUUUAACUCCCAUGUAGCAACUGUGCAGCCUACCCUGUCCCCCGUUGUACCGUUUCUGGAUGUGCCUUUAAAAGCUAACUAUAAGGGAUGGGAGAACUCGGGGGUGAUCGGAACCUCCCCUGCUUAGGGCAGGGCAGGGUUCCGUGACUCCAGUGGGUCAGUGGCAGCCUGUCCCAGACCGCUCCUUACCCCGCUCUGCCUUGCCUGUGCCUUUGUUCCUGACAGCUGCUGCACUAGCCUUCCUGCUUCCCAGAGGACUUAGGGGAAGAGGAAAGUUAUUUUUGGUACUACUUGAUGGGAAGUAAGGGGAAGGUCAUAUCUUGGGUUUGGUCCAAACACCUAAGAUAAAAGACUGUUAACUUGAAGAGAA